CCUAGCAACGGCGGACACUUCCGCAUAGCAACCAUGGAGGGUGCUGCGUUUUUUAAAGUGUCUUUCACGUUCCCAAACAAAGACAAGUAUGAAGGGGAGUGCAAAAAGACACCCGAGGGCAAACUCCAGAGGAAUGGGCAUGGAGUUCACACCAGCGCCAACGGAAUGAUAUAUAUAGGUACCUGGAAGAACGACAAGAUGAAUGGUACUGGAAGGCUGGAACAUCCUUCUGGGGCAGUUUAUGAAGGCGAGUUCAAAGACAACAUGUUCCAUGGGGCAGGAACCUACACUUUUCCAAGUGGAGCGAAGUACAUUGGACCAUUCAAUGAAAACAAGAUGGAAGGCGAAGGAGACUUUAUAGAUGAAAACGGAGUGGUGUGGACUGGCACUUUCAGUGGCUCAGCAGCAGUGGGACUGAAGCAGAAGCUGAGAAUGUAGCUCUUCGGUCCUGACAGCAGCAUGAGUCAAGGGCAGCCCUGGGAUCACACUCUGGGUUCACCAGCUGCGAUGAGUUUUCAAUAGGCAUUGAUUUCUUCAUGUAUUUAUUAAAAAUAACCCCUGAGGAUGGAUGUCACUGGUAAAUAAAAUAAAGUUGCUUUUAUUUUCAGAUUAA
Messenger RNA from Anas platyrhynchos (mallard), 613 nucleotides. RefSeq names its product MORN repeat containing 2 (gene MORN2). Lineage: Eukaryota; Metazoa; Chordata; Aves; Anseriformes; Anatidae. The record is from RefSeq and is a predicted model, not a curated record.